Molecule: messenger RNA, 3170 nt
Organism: Sorghum bicolor (sorghum)
Lineage: Eukaryota; Viridiplantae; Streptophyta; Magnoliopsida; Poales; Poaceae
Product: pentatricopeptide repeat-containing protein At5g66520
Exons: 1
Coding region: 49-1518 (489 amino acids)
Biological process (GO): RNA modification
Molecular function (GO): protein binding; RNA binding
Source: RefSeq, a predicted model, not a curated record
CCAUUUUGCCUUUUCCGCUCGGCACCUCCCAAGGCACAGGAUCCAAAUAUGCCUUCGGCGCCGCUCGUCGCGGCUGCCGUCGGCGCGCGCGUGAGCCGCCGCCCGAAUCUCUCCCUCCUCGCCGACCGCUGCGCCACACCUAGUGCCCUAGCCCGCGUGCACGCGGCCAUGAUCGUCUCCGGCCGCCUCGCCGAGGACGCUUUCGCCGCGUCCCGGCUCCUGACCGCCUACGCGGCGCUCUCCCCGGAUCCCGCUGCCGCCGCACUCGCGCUCCUCUCCUCCCUCCCCUGCGCGCCCAACUCCUUCAUGCUCAACACCACACUCCGCGUGCUCGCCUCCUCCCCUGAUCCGGCCGCCGCCUUCCCCUUCUUCUCCCGCCUACGCGUUACUGGUGCCCUCGCACCCGGCCGGCACACCUUCCCCUUCCUCCUAAAGGCCGCCGCGCGCCUUCCGCUCCCGCUCCCCGUCACUGAACAGCUCCACGCACUCGCCGUCCGACACGGGGUCCUCCUCGACGCCUACGUCGCCAAUGGCCUCGUUCGGGGCUACUCUGUGGCAGGCCGCCUCCAGGCCGCGCGCAGGGUGUUCGAUGAAUUGCCCGAGCGGAAUCCGGCCGUGUACACUACCAUGGUCUCCGCGUACGCGCAGAACGGGCGGCAUGAAGACGCGAUGGCAGCAUUCGACGAGAUGGUCCGCGUGGGCUUCGAGCCCUGUGGCGCCACACUGGCAUCUGUGCUGUCAGCGUGCGCGCGCUCAGCGUCGGGCGGGCUCGAGAUGGGCUGUCACGUGCACGACCUAAUGACGGCAUGGGGUGUGCCAGUUAGCACCAUCCUCGGCACGGCAUUGAUCGAUAUGUAUGUCAAAAAUGGUGCGAUCAAGGAGGCGUUUGCAGUGUUGGACGGGCUGCCUGAGCGGCACGUGACGGGUGCAUGGAACGCUCUUAUCUCUGGGCUGGCGCACCAUGGGCACAGAGAGCGUGCACUCAACCUUUUCAGGCAGAUGCAGCAGGAGGGUGUGCCACCGAACGCGACCACACUCGUCGGGGCGCUCUCAGCGUGCUCCCACCCAGGACUGCUGGACGAGGCCCGCAGGCUGUUCAGUUCCAUGGAGAAGGACUUUGGGAUCACUCCAGCAAUCCAGCACUACGGAUGCAUGGUGGACCUCCUUGGCCGUGCCGGCCUCUUGUCGGAGGCAGAGGAUUUGAUACGGGGAAUGUCAUGUGAGGCGGACACCGUGAUAUGGGGAGCACUACUGACGGCCUGCAAGAACCACAGUGGCAUUGAGAUUGCGGAGCGGGCAGCGGUGGAGAUGCUGAAACUAGAUCCCAGUAACCAUGGAGUGUAUGUGGUACUGUCCAACUUGUAUGCCGAGGCUGGUAGGUGGCAGGACGUGGACAAGCUGAGGAAGGAGAUGAAGGGAGCGCGGCUCUCUAAGAUCCCUGGGGCAAGCACAGUUAAUGGUGAUGGGUCACUGGAGCAACCAGAGUCACCACCACCGCAAGGGAAUGUGCUUGUCUAGUUGCCCGGUUGGGGCUUUGUCCUCAUUAAGUGAAGUUCUGCUGCAACUUUGUGACAAUCCCCAGAAAAGAUGAUGCAGCUAGGAGAAUAAAUGAAUAAUGGAUGGAUCAAAUGCAUCUAAGGGAUCAAUAUUAGACAGCUGACAAGUGUAUAGACAAAUACGGAGCACUGCAACACUUCUGAGAAUAUGCAUAUCAUCAUCAUUAGCACCGAAUUACGGCAAUAUUAAUUCGGUAUGGUAAAUAUGCAGAUGAGUUGUCUACAGAGUACAGAGGCCCAAAUUCAGCAUGAUACCAGUACAUCAUCACUCUACUUUGUUGCUAGAAAAUUUCUCCGAGAAAUCAGAGAAAGGGAGGUCCUAUACAAUUGAACCAUCAGCUCAGUUCUGUUCUGCAGCGAAUUCGGUAUUUUGGUUACUAGCAAAGCAGGCUGUAUGAUGGCAUGUCUUCGAUACGGAUGACAUCGUCCAGCAUAAGCUCUCUCUCCAGCUGGGCUCUUGUCGACUUCAGCACUUCCUGGUAGUGGCAUCACAAACAUGAGAUCUGUAGAAGAUUUGCACUUUGAGUUGAAACAUAGGAUGAAAUGUGCAUAUGCAGAACGUACAUUGAAGUCCAUGUAAGACGCGUUCUUGUCCAGCCACUGCUUGUCCAUCACAACAAAUGCAACGCAGUAGAGCAGAUCAAAUGCCCACUCAUCCUCUGGGACAAGGAAAUCAAGGGCAAGUUGUUGGAUACCGAUGGUAUUUUCACGUGUCAGAGCAAAAGACAGAAAAAGUCAACUGUAACAGUCCUACCUGAGAGCAUUUGGAUAAAAAUGGCUCGUACAAAUGUUCUUGGCUUAGCUGUUGUUAACAUUAACAUUGUGUUCAGAAAAUCACAUUUUACAACCAUACCCAGUUGGUAUUGGAGAGUUUGGGUCAAUGCUUACUUGACUGGAGAUCGAGCAUCUGCAUGAUCAUGAAUGUAAUAUUUACACCAGCAACUGCAAAUGGGUACUCCCAUGUGGCUCUGUUACCACACUGUUUCUUUAGAAGUCUCUGAAAUGAGGCCUGUGGAAGUAAAAUAAGAUUGUUACUCACCAGCAAGACUAGAGGACAUUCAAAUAAUGAAACAACCAGUACAUAGUGCUUACGGAGAAUGUCUUGGCAAAGAACAAAAGAUUCUCCAGAGAUAUGAAUCCUGCACCUCUGACACAUGUAUUCAAACGUCACUUGAUUUGGUACUAAAAGCUGCAUGCACUUCCAAAGUUACUCUGAGAAAUUUUGGUUCGGAUUAGUCAUUGUGUACCUAAAGUCAGUUGAUGGGUCUCUUCCUUGCCAACCCAUGUCCUUCCACUGUUCAGAUAUCAAACCUUGAAGUUCUUGAUCAGGGUAUGUUGCAUGCCAAAGAGCUUUCAGGGCUUCCUGUCAUUGUUAGUAGUUGAGUGAGAUAGCAAAAUAAACAGACAUAACUACCCAGGUGCAAAAACUACAGCCAAGCUGAGAAGUCAGCUGUAACAUUUUGCAAAAGAAAUGUGUACUUGCUGAUUUCUGGUAUAUGCAUAAUUUUCAUGAUUUAGUAGUGCAUAAUUAUAUUUUUAUGCUGUACAACAUAAAUAUCCAUGUAUAGAAACUAAUGCCAAACUGAUUAUGUUUAGUUCCUAAUUGCCAUCAUA